AUGCGUGUACAUCAAAUCAACAGCAAAGCCGAUUAUCCGGAACAAACUCUUUUUAGUUCCGACACCGCCAACCAAAUUCGUCGCCUCAUUCCAUAUGUCUUAUACAGCGCAUUACCGGUAAAUGGCACACCUGCUGACUACGGUACCUUGCAUAGGCUUUUAACUAGCGCAAAUUAUACGCACAGUGAUUUCUUAGAAAAAAUAUCACCAGAUUGCGAAAGUCAACUGAUACGUUGUAAAAUAAUUGGUCAAGUACAUCCCUGUAAGGUACUCUUUCAGCGUAUGCAAACACAGCAUGGCUACUGUUGUUCAUUCAACUUUAAUACCAUUAUAAAUGGAAAUCAAACAGCGGAAGAGUUAAGCAUACAAAGCAAUCGCUUUGGCGCUAAAUGGGGUCUAUCGGUGCUGCUCGAUCCACAGUUAGAGGAUUACUAUGCGUCUAGAUAUAAAUUUAGCGGCUAUCAAGUAUACAUAAACAAUGGAUACGAUUUUGUCAAUAUCAAUGACCCACAUCAAUUGGUUUUGCCCGGCAACUCCAUUCAUAUACAUACUACACCGUCCAUCAUUCAAGCCACGACUUUAUUGAAGAAUGAAAAUCUGCAACUGCGUCAGUGCUAUUUACGCACCGAACGUAAGCUUCUUGCGUUUGCUGAGUAUACUCAGCAGAAUUGUUUUUCCGAAUGUCGUAGUGAAAAAGUGUUUAAGAUCUGCGGUUGUGUGCCCCCAUUAUGGCCACGUGCGCAGAACUGGACCGUAUGCACUCUGUUAGAAGCUAGUUGUAUAAUGGCUCAAAUCGGUCUGUUCGGCGGCAUAACCAGCCUAUACAUGGGUAUUAGCUUCAUUUCUGGCUUUGAAAUAAUUUUCUUUCUCUCCGUGCGACCAGUGGCCCAUCUGCUAACGAGAAUAAAUAAGCGACGGCAAGCUAUGAAAAAGCAAAAGGAAUUGAAAACGAAUUAUAAAGUCAUAAGAAACUAA
Molecule: messenger RNA, 975 nt
Organism: Bactrocera latifrons
Lineage: Eukaryota; Metazoa; Arthropoda; Insecta; Diptera; Tephritidae
Product: pickpocket protein 11-like
Exons: 3
Coding region: 1-975 (324 amino acids)
Biological process (GO): sodium ion transmembrane transport
Cellular component (GO): membrane
Molecular function (GO): ligand-gated sodium channel activity
Source: RefSeq, a predicted model, not a curated record